AUUGCGGAAAACAUAACUACAGAUCAAACCUUGGGCGGGUAAGUUCCCCUUUAAUUUGAUUGCUGAUGUAGAACAACGGAGUGAAGAAAUCAACUCUAAGCCGACCAGAGGUACAGGAAUGUGUGUUGAUGGCGAUUACCAAAUUGAAUUCACUUGUCAAUUCUAGUAACAAAGUUGCAAAUGAAUGGCAAGAAUUUCAACACGAGAACUUUAUAGAUUUAGAUCUCUACUACCCUCCACCAAACCUUACAACUUCUCUUCAUUGUCUUCUUCUGCUUCUUCUUCUGUUUAUAGUGGAGAUGGAACGAUUUCCCUCUUUAAAGCGUGUCAAAACAUAAAACAUCUCUUUCAAAUCCAAGCUCAUUUGAUCACCUCUGGUCUUUUCUUCAAGAACCCAUUUUGGACAAUCAGGGUUCUAAAACGUUCUUCGGAUUUUGGAAAUAUAGAUUACACUAUCUGGGUUUUUAAAUGCAUCGACAAUCCUGAUACUUUUUGUGUUAAUGCUGUUAUUAAAGCAUAUUCGAAUAGUAUUUUUCCCGACCAAGCUGUGAGUUUUUAUUUUAAUAUGAUAAAAAAUGGGUUUUUGCCUAAUAGUUACAGCUUUGUUCCUCUUUUGGGCUCUUGUUCGAAGAUUGAUUGUAUUGAAGGAGGGAAAAUGUGUCAUGGGUUGGCUGUGAAAAAUGGGGUUGAUUUUGUAUUACAAGUGCGGAACUGUUUAAUUCAUAUGUAUGGUUGUUUUGGAGUGAUCGAUUAUGCUGCGAAGGUUUUCACUGAAAUGUCUGAGAGGGACUUGAUUUCCUGGAAUUCAAUGGUCGAUGGGUGUGUGAGAGCGGGAAAUUUGCAGGCUGCACAUCAACUGUUUGAUGUAAUGACUGAGAGAAAUGUAGUUUCUUGGAAUAUCAUGAUUAAUGGUUAUUUAAAGAGCGGAAACCCUGGCUGCUCGUUGAAGUUGUUUAGAGAAAUGGUUAAGACUGGGUUUCAAGGAAGCUAUACGACAAUGGUCAGUGUACUUACAGCUUGUGGUAAGUCUGCAAGAUUGAAGGAAGGAAGUUCGGUUCAUGGGUUUAUCAUAAGGACGUCAGAAAAAUCUAAUGUAAUUCUCAAUACAUCGCUGAUAGAUAUGUAUAGUAAAUGCGGUAAGGUAGAGCUAGCGCAAAGAGUGUUCUAUAACAUGGAAAUUAGGAAUUUAGUUUGCUGGAAUGCAAUGAUUUUAGGGCAUUGUAUUCAUGGAAAACCAGAGGCUGGACUUAAAUUAUUUACAGACUUGGUGGAUCAGACCAGAGCAGAUGGAAAGAGCAUUUCUCCAGACGAAAUUACUUUCAUCGGUGUUCUGUGUGCUUGUGCACGAGCAAAGUUAUUGACAGAAGGAAUAGGUUACUUCAAUCAGAUGAUUGAUUUGUAUAAGAUCAAGCCAAAUUUUGCGCAUUAUUGGUGCCUGGCUAACCUUUACUCUGGUGCAGGGUUUAUAGAAAAGGCUGAGGAACUCUUAGGAAAGAUGCCUGAAGACAUGGAAUUGCCGUCAGAAUCAUUGGUGUGGGUCAACAUACUCAGCUCAUGUCGUUUCCAAGGAGAUGUCGCUUUAGGGGAAAGAAUAGCAAAGUCUUUGAUAGACAUGGAUCCACACGAUUUCUCUUACUAUCGGUUGCUACUGAAUGUCUAUGAUGUUGCAGGUCGGAGGGAGGAUGUUGCUAUGGUAAAAGAGCAAAUAAAAGAAAGAAAAUUCGGAAAAAUGCCUGGUUGUGGUCUUGUGGACUUGAAAGAAAUUGUUCAUGAGUUAAAAUUGUGAUGUCCAAGGGAGAGGGAAAGGAAGGGAAGCUCAACAUAUGCGUAAAUCAAGCUCAGCGACUGAUAUUUCUGAGCAGCAUGAAAGAGAUGGGAAGUAAGCAUCAAAACCGCUUUUGGUGAGGAUAUAGGAUACAGUACUGAACACUCUCCCUGUUGUAUCGACACAAUUCAUUGCAGAGUGAAUUCUAGUUAGAGUGAUUACGCAGAAGAACACCAGUAUCUUCUGAAAGUUCAGGAUGAGAUUUACAAUUUUGAUAGAAGUCAUUCUGGUUUUUGGGCAUGAUGGUAUCUAAUUCCAAACCUUUUUUUCUGCUAAUUUCAUAUUCUUGUGGAUUAAAUUUAUUCUUAAUUUGAUAAUAAAUUCUCUCCUCUUUGAUAUGGACAUUGAAACCAUGCCAUUUUGUCAAUGUAGUUAUAGCCAUUGAUGGCAGUAAAACUUUAGGUUUUUGAGGCAUUUCAUAAGCUUCAUUAUCAAAUAUGCUACUUAUGUAACAUUGCAGCUAUUGAGGAGAUGAAUUGCGGAUUCCAAGCAGAGUCAAUUCUAUAAAGCCAUUUUUUACUAAAGCAUUGAUGAUAGAACAGGGGAUCUUAUGUCUACAGACUGGAGAAUUUAGACCUGGGUAAAUGGGCCCGGACUGAACCCGGACCGGGCCUCUGAGGCUUGGUACUUUUGGACGCCCAAGCUCUGACAGACCAGGCCCUGGUCCCAGGCCAGGAGCAUGCAAUUGGGCCCAUUUAUUUUUCCAUAUAAUUAGUUUAAUUUAUAUCAAACUGGACAUGUUCAUAGUGGUGCAAUGGUGGUUAAUUGUUCUAAUGAAAUCCUUGAAGGAAGCUGGCUGUUUCCAAACUCGACCAGAGCUUCUGGGCUUUAUUGGGUCAUCCUCAACAUUAAUCUCAAUGUUGGCAGCUUCCUAGUGCUUCUUGCAGUAUUCUGAUGACAGUUGGUACCAGUAUGCCACCAUCAGUGCAGUCAUCUUCGAUCACAUGUUUGAUCAUUUGAGACUCGAUAAUGACAGCUUCAUAAACCCAAAAAGCUUGUCAUUAGAGCUCUUGAUGAUGAUCUUCCAUGGUGACGAUGACCCGGAGAGGCUUUGUUCAAAUUCCUUGAGUUUUUUGGGUUUCAAAAGAGAUCAGAACCGUGGCAAGAAAUGGCCAGCUCUGCUGGUUUUACAAUGAGAACUAAUUCUGUCUGACAAUGAAGCUGAUGAAGAAUUUGUAUAUGUUCAGCUUGGAAAAAACAUCCACAUGCAGUAAUCUCCCAACUGGUAUGCACACAGCAAAUAUGUUAAAACUAAACUAGCUGACUUACCCUUGUUCGAUUUACUCAAUCACAUAAUGACAUAUCAUUAUUAAUACACAAAAUGAUACUCAUGUGCACAUAGAAUCAGAGUCUAUGAAAAAAUGGGCUUUGAUGUUUCAAGUCAAUUUGGUUAGUCUGACAAGAGUACAGAAAUCCAAGUGAUUAACUCAAAACACUAUACCUUGAAAAAAUUAGUCUAUAAUACACCAUACAUGUGUGAAAUCUGGAUAUUACUUUACAUAGAGGUGAAUUCAUGGUGCAGAAGCAUUCUCAAUACAAAUUUUAUAUGACAGUGGCAACCAGCCGUUGCCUCUAUUGAAGAUUGGAAGUUGAUGAAUCUCCAAGCAGCAGCUAAAUGAGCUUUCUUUUGGUCAUUACGAUUCCAUGUAUUGUGCGGGUGGAGGGCUUGUUUUUGUCUUCUCAGGACC
Mangifera indica (mango) is the source of this 3513-nucleotide messenger RNA. Its product is annotated as pentatricopeptide repeat-containing protein At3g51320. Gene Ontology annotation, biological process: RNA modification. The transcript has a single exon. Gene Ontology annotation, molecular function: RNA binding; protein binding. NCBI's taxonomy places the organism in Eukaryota, Viridiplantae, Streptophyta, Magnoliopsida, Sapindales, Anacardiaceae. Bases 185 to 1786 code for a protein of 533 amino acids. The record is from RefSeq and is a predicted model, not a curated record.